GAUGUCUGCGACCUUGAAUAAGAAAAGUAGUACCCCUGAUGUCUCUAAAGUUCGAUGUCAGAAGUGUUUGGAAUACGGACAUUGGACAUACCAGUGCAUUGGCAAAAGGAAAUAUCUUUACAGACCAUCACGAACAUCACAAUUGAAGAAAAAACUUAAAAAAGAGGAUGAACAAAAAAGAAUUGGUUUACUUAAGGAAAUGGAAGAACAGAGAAAGAAGAUAACAAAAUCUGAUGAUGAAAGUGACAAUAGCUCAUCUUCCUCUUCAUCAUCAUCCUCCUCCUCCUCCUCCUCAUCAUCUAGUGAAAAUUCCUCGGAGUCUUCGAGUGAAAGUGAAUCUUCCAGUGAAAAUGAAGUUACAAGUUCAUCUUCAUCAUCAGAUUCAGAAAGCUCUUCUAGCAGUUCCAGCUCUUCAUCCAACUCUUCUACUUCGUCCAAAUCCACAGCUAGUGUUAAAGCAAAAGUAGUAAAGGAAAAGAGAACUAAAAACCCCAAAAAAAGAAAAAACACCAUGGUUAGAAAGCUCAAGUCACUAUGAAAUACAUUAUGUAAUAUACACUUCCUUCUUCCAUGUCAUCGGCAUAUUUCACAUUAGUAACUGGUUGAUAUUAGGACAAUUUUGUCUUUAUAAAUUCCCUUUGUUCUGUUUAAAAGCCUGCCUGGAAUAAAUAUUUUGGUUUUUGUGACCAAGCUGUACUAAAGAAUAUCAUCAUUUCCCAUACAGACAGUUAUCUAGAACUCCCACAUUGAACAACAUCCAUUUUAAACAGAGACAAUGCUUAACCUGGUAAACCAGAAGCUGUGCAAUGGGCUUCACUAGAAGAGAGAAUAUUGGCACUAGAGGUGUGGAAAUGAGAAACUCCAGAUCUGAAACUAAGGCAGUGGCCAUCUUAUAGGCAAGCUCUAUCAGAGUAAGUGUUAUGUAUAUUGCAGAGAAUGAAAAGGAUUUCUCUAACAAUUGAAGCAAAGAUAUUGUAGAAUUAUUGAUAACUUCCUGGCAUUAAAAUUAUUAUAAAGACAAGGUAUUUGUGUAUGUACAGCAAGAGUUUCCUUGGUAUGCAGUUCCUGUUUUCUUGGAGCGGUGAUAUCAAACAGUUAUAGGACAGCUAGAAUUUGACAGCUUUCUACAGAGGGUUGAGUGUGUUAUAUUAAAAUGAUUUUGGUACCUACCCACAUGUUAUAGCCAAUGUCAUCAUAUCAAGUAAUUUUUACAAUAACCCUGCAACACAGUUUACAUUGCAGAAGGCUUGGGUUGUUAUGCUUAAAGUACACCACUCCUCCCUGCAUGCUUUCUAUAUUCAAUAUAAUGUAUGAAAUCUAUAUAAGAGAUAUGUCUAGUGACUCGACCAGUGUUUCUUUGUACGGAAUACCAUAAAUACUAGUUUUCAUUGACUGCUUGAGCUAUGCAACAGUUGCAUGAGUAUGUUGUGGAAGCAACUUGUGUACAAGUGACUUGUGUUUCUUUUCCAGAUGGAAGGUCCAAGGCUUUAGCCAAAGUUACCCACUGAAAAUUCUUCACACCAUGACUUAUGAAAGCCUAUAACUGUGACACAUAUUCCAGCUGUUCAGUUAAAAGUAGUUACAGCAGUUACUGCUGAAUGGCUGCCCUCACCUUGAUCACCAGUUCUAAAUUACAUAUGGCUGAGCUUGAAAUUUGAGUCAGCAUGGUUCAGUGGCUUUGUGCUUUGGACUCGUAAUUGGAUGUCGUGAAUUUGAUGUCGUGUUGUAUCCUUGAUACUCUACCCCAGUUAUUUCAGUCUACCCAGCUUUGUGAUGGGUACCAGCUGUUAGUUGGGGGUUAACUUGUGAUGGACUGGCAUCCCAUCCAGGGGAGAUGAACGUGUCACCAUUUUCAUCUACUUGUACCAGUUAAACCAUAGUUCAGAAUCAUACCAUUUCUGCCAUCUUGAUGUGAGAGGGAUUUGAUGUUGAUGCUUGAACCUUAGUGAGCUCUGACCUAUCGCACAAGGUUCCAUUCAGUUUGAAAUCACGAAAAUAUCAAGUGAGUGUGAAAAGAUUCAAAACAGCUACAUAUAUUUUUUUUUGUUGUUGUAAAAAACAUACAAAUAUGGAAUAACUGUUGAGCAAAGAGUUAAAAAAGACCAAAAGAAAAUUAAGUUUUUUAUCUUAUUAUUAGAAAGUUGUAAUCCAAACCCAGAUGAAGAACUUAUGACAGAGAAAUAUGUCAGGUUGAUCAAGUAGACACUCGUCUCAAAUCUUUUGUUAUUUAUGUUCUGUUUUGUAUGAGUUUUUUUUUAUAAUGGAGAAUAAACUCAUUGCUGGAA
Limulus polyphemus (Atlantic horseshoe crab) is the source of this 2285-nucleotide messenger RNA. RefSeq names its product zinc finger CCHC domain-containing protein 10-like. Bases 2 to 538 code for a protein of 178 amino acids. NCBI's taxonomy places the organism in Eukaryota, Metazoa, Arthropoda, Merostomata, Xiphosura, Limulidae. Gene Ontology annotation, molecular function: zinc ion binding; nucleic acid binding. The transcript is spliced from 5 exons. The record is from RefSeq and is a predicted model, not a curated record.